UAGGACUAAAAUAGUAAAUGGCGCUCGGUUUACAUACUGUUUAGUAUGCUAGUAUGCUAGUGCGGUAGUGCUCAUUUACUCCAAGAGUCCUCUUCACUCUGCUCAGUUUUAGGGAUAUUGAUCUGUUUUGAAGCAUGGCUGAAAAUGAAGAGACCACGAGUCAUGCUUUUGUGGAGGUUAUGGAGCCUUCAGAUAUGAAUCUGCCCCUGCUGUCUGAAACUGAAAACCUCCCAGAUGAUGUGAUUUUAAUCAGUCCCUUAACCCCACCACUAGCCUCCCUUCCAGCUCUGGAGCAACAUCAGCUCUGGAUGGACUCCGAGUGUGGAGUAAGCAGUAACACUGGAAAUGCAUCAGAUGAACCUUUUUCAGUGAAGGCUUCUGACAGCGUGAGAGAAAUGGAUCCUCUGUUCGGAAGCGAGCUCAUUCCUACAGAGGUAGUGCAGAGGGGCAAAGUCGAGAAACACGAGUGUUCAGAAUGCAGUAAAGUAUUCGGGACCACAUACGCUCUCAACAAGCACUUGCUAACUCACCAACCGGAGAGAUCUCAUGUCUGUAAUAUCUGCCAGAAAGGGUUUAAACGCCACGAUCACCUCACAGGCCACAUGCUGACUCACCAGAAGAGGAAGGAUUACCAUUGCUCUCAUCCUGGCUGCCAGAAGAUGUAUUGUGGCUACCGCUCACUAAAACGGCAUUGUGCCACGCAACAUGGUACAUACCUCCUCCCCCCAUCCUCUCAGCCCAGCGCCCUUAACACCCAACCAUGCCCACCUCCAAAGCUUCCUGUAGUGAAAGAUGGUGUAUCGACCUCAGCUGACUACCAUUCUUACUUCCCUCCACCCAAACCUCAUUCCAUCUUUCAGUUUGAGGGUUACACCGGCUGUGGAACCAGUUACAACAAUUACACUUUGGCAGCAAAUCUCGAGGACCCCAACCUAUCCCAAGUAAAGCUUCCUGUCAUCUCUCAAUCUUGGAGCCUAGCAGCAGAUGGUGAUUCCUGCAGUUUGGAGAGUGCAAUUGACUUGACAGCGUCUCAUAGUAUGGUGAUGUCAAACCAGUGGGCAUCAACCUCAAGUCUUGGGGGUGGUGUGGUGAACCCAGUAGAACCAGAAACUGUCCAUACUUGGGAACGUAACUUGGAUUUUUUAGUAACAAAUCUCCAAACAUGGAAAGAGGCACCGUCCAUCCAACCUAGCAAGGAGGUAACCGACACUGGAAUGGGUAGUCAGCCGUCUUCAGCUUGCCCCAGAAGGAAUCGACCCAUUUUGUUGAAGCUUAGCAUGCGACAGCAUGAACCUCAGAAUAAGCAGCAGGCUCUCAUGAGUGGAGAAGCAUCAUGCUCAAAAUCAAACAUUGCUGGAUCAUCAUACCAGAUGGAACCCAUCAUUCCUCCUCUACCUCCUGCAUCCAAAUCCAAGACCAAGAAGAAGAGAGUAAAGAAGAAGAUCUUGAAGGCUGCCAAUAUUCCCACCCCUCCUCUACCUUCUCCCAGACCCACUACUCAAAGACGGCCCAGACCCCGCCCUGCUUACCUCGUCUCCCCUAGCCAGGUAGCCAUGGCAUCCUUUAGUAAAGAGAGCGCCCCCUCUGACACACUCAAGGAAGGAAGUUCUACUGCAAUGACACGAAAUGGAAGAGAAUCUGGUGAAAGAACAUAUCUAAAAUACCCACCAAGCAGGCAUGCACAGUACUCACCUUCACAUUCACAAGCUCCAUCAACCUCCUACAUGAUGGAUCAACAGUUAGUGGACUCAAUCUCCUCAACAAGGGAUGGGAGAGUGGACAUGGAUGGUGAUUGCUACCAGGUGGACCAGGAAGUCCAGCUUUCCCCACUAGUCAUCCCAGUUUCUGUCCCUGUCUCAAGCAAAGAAGUCUCAUUCAACAAAGCCUCUGGACAUACAAUCUCCCUGCAGAUCGAGAAGCAGCAGAAUGUCAAAUGUCUGUCCAAGACGUCUCGUCAUCCCGGUCUUCUUAGGAGCUUGAUCACACCCAACCUGGCGGCAGGAGGUUACCCGAGUCAGCUGCGUUCACCCACCUACCUAGCCGACCACCUGCUGAACUUUGACCCACCUCCCUACACACCCCCUCCCAUGCUAAGCCCGCUACGCCCAGGAACAGGGCUCUAUUUCAACACCCUACCCCAGUACCAGCCUUGCCUGCCCCCACCUAGCAUCUAUUCUGCUUCCCUGGAUAGUAAAGACGGGAUCUCUUUAAUAUUGGAUAAUACAGUCGUCAGCAUAGAACCAAAGAUCAACGUGGGUUCACGUUUCCAGGCUGAGAUCCCUCCACUGCGCAAUCCUUUGCUUAUUUUGUAUGAUGAGCACCCUGCUCAGCUUGUCUGGGCUCCAUGGGGAGACCUGCCCACUAAUCCCAAGACACAACAGAAGGUUACAGAAUUCCUAGACAUGUGCUGUUCCAGUGUGCUACCAGGAGGGGGCACAAACACCGAACUUGCGCUUCACUGUCUGCAUGAAGUCCAAGGAGACAUUCUAGCUGCACUGGAUUUGCUCUUAGUCAGAGGAGAUUAUCGGACUUCCUGUCACCCAUUAAGUGACUAUCACUACACAGGGUCUGACCACUGGACUGCUCAGGAGAUGAGACUCUUCCAGAAAACUUUGCUCAAUCAGACCAAGGAUUUUCAGUUAAUUCACCAAGCGUUGCAGACCAAAUCAGUGGCCCAGUGUGUGGAGUAUUAUUAUGCCAUGAAGAAGCUGAAGAAGUUCAAGCAGCGGUGUAGAGGAAUAGAAAGCACUGAUGGAGCUGGAAAGAGUUCUGAGUCUCACAGUGCCACAGAUGAGCAGUAUGAUAAAACUGGAGCCAGGAAAUCUUUAAACACACCAAAGGGAUUGCAUGUAGGCCAUUCUGCUGAAAACUGGGAAUAUACCUGUGAGGAGUGUGGCAGGUCAGGAAAUGCACAUUUUGCUGUACAUUUUCCAUUCCAGUAUAUUUUUUCUUUUGGUGUCAUGAGGUUACUUAUAUACACAUUACCUCAGAACUUGUAUGUGUAUUUUUCAGGGGUUUUCAUAAGACAAAGAGUCGCAGUGCUCAUAUGAAAACCCAUCGGCAACAGGAGAGAGAGAGGUUUUUAUCAGGCAUGCACAGUUUGUCUCAGUAGGGACAGGAGGCAAGGCCAAGGAGCAGACAGGUCAGAGGUCAGUUGGAGUCUUACCGAUGUUUGAAAGAUCUGUCCCCAUAUGGACCAUCAGAAUAGGGCUUCGGUUUGAUCUCAAUCUGUGAUCCCAAUCAAUAAUCACUCAUAUAUGAGAAAUUAGUGACACCAAUCAGCUUAAUUUUAGAAGUUAUAUCAAAAUAUGUUUGAGUGUAAUGACGUUAGUGUAAUAGCCUAUAUUUUGAAAAGCCAUGUUAAUAACAUAUCAAUUGUUAAAAGGAUUUGUUUUUGUUCAAACAUCCAAGUUUUUAAAGUCAUAAAUCAAGAGAAAAAUGCCUGUUGUUCAAUACCAAGUUCUUUAUACUUUUGGUACAGCAUUUUGCAUCUUUUAAAAUUUUUUAAU
This is a messenger RNA of Pangasianodon hypophthalmus (striped catfish), 3509 nucleotides long. RefSeq names its product zinc finger protein 541 (gene znf541). The record is from RefSeq and is a predicted model, not a curated record. The coding region runs from base 135 to 3050 and encodes 971 amino acids. The transcript is spliced from 15 exons. NCBI's taxonomy places the organism in Eukaryota, Metazoa, Chordata, Actinopteri, Siluriformes, Pangasiidae. Gene Ontology annotation, molecular function: transcription corepressor activity. Gene Ontology annotation, cellular component: histone deacetylase complex; transcription regulator complex. Gene Ontology annotation, biological process: regulation of transcription by RNA polymerase II; negative regulation of DNA-templated transcription.